AAAUCAUUUACUGUAAUUUAAAAACAAAAAUAGUAAUGAUUCGUAAAACAGAACGUCAAGUCACUUAAUAAACAAAGAAAAUGUACUCAAUCUUUAUUUAUUAGGUUCACACAUCAGAAAAAGGUUUUUAUGCAAAAAGAUAUUUAUAUAAUAAUGCCCACAAAUUGUUAGUUUACCAUAUUUAUACAAGUUUUCCAGGACAUAACGUUUUCUGAAUUUAUUGCGUCUAUAAAUUUGUUUCGCAUCUCAUAGUCUCUUGUAUAUGCACUUACGUUCCUUUCCUAUUAACGAUUAUUGAAAAAUGGGUCAGCAUUUAUUUAACUAUUUAAUCCGAUGUGUUGAUCAAAAAGGCUAUUCAGGUUUGAAACACGUUAUGGAACAUAUUAAAUAUGAAAGUAAAUAUUGGACGACGUAUCGGACGGUUUUCCUGCCAUAAAUAAAAAAAAGGUUUGUACUUCUUUUAGACAGGUACGGAACGUUAUUUCAUGAUGUAACGUACAUGACUUAAGUCGUUCCUGGAACGCAACUAAUGAUUUUCGUCUGCUGCCGGAAACAUUAUCACUACUUUUAAUAACAUUGUAAAUUUCUGUGACACUAAUUGCUUAUCUUUGAUUAUGUAUUGUAUUGAUUUUUAAUUAAUUGAAUAUCACAAUUUAAUUGAGUAUUACGUAAAAGCUUUUGUGCUAGAAUAUCUUGUUAGGAUUUUUGUUGAGAUAAAGCGUGGCGGCAAAGAAAAUAGUCGUUAAAAUACCUUUAUAUUAAUAAGGCACCUUUGAUAAUGAUUAAUAUUAACAACAAUUUGACCGAAAAUUUAAAUUUCAUCAAGUUUUCAUGGGCUUAAAAUAAUUGCAAUUAUAUGUUAUCUGACUUCUAAUUUGACUUUACCGCGCAAGUACAUAGCCAUGGACAUGCUAGCUGUCUCUUUUACUCCAGUCUCUCUACGCGAACGCUAGUCGUGUGCGGCAAAACGUUUCGUCACUGGAUAUGAGUACCUACCCAGUUCUCUAGUGUUUUUUGGCCUGGUUCCGCCAUUAUUACUAAAAAAAAUCUUCAUUGUCAUUAUUUUGAUGUUAUGCAUUUAGUGAAACACGAGUUCAUCGCAGAUAUCCACAUUGCGUUACAAAACUAGUGUGCGCCGAAAGUGUUUUGAAGCGCGGCGAAUCGCUGCUGCCCCGCCGUUCUUUUCGGCUUGCCAUGGAACCGGCAGGAGACUGAUGUGCGAAGAAUGGUGGCUAUGAAUUGUGGUUCUGUGAAAUUAAGUGGAGUGCCAGUGUUGUGAACUUCAUAUUAGUGUUACAUAAGGUCAGAAUGAACUGUGGGAGAAGCCCGCCCUGACGCGGCGAGCGCCAGCGUCCGCGGCGGGCGAAGUGCGGGUCAUGGCCCCGGCAUUGUCUAUAGCACCAAGAGAGUCGCUCAUCCACGACUCUAACGCGCUCGAAGACGCGGACAAGCCCCUGACCUACCGAAGACGGGCGCUUGCGUCUGUCGAUAACCUUGCACCACACAUGGAGGAAGACGAUAUGGGCCUGCAGAACCAGCCUAGCCUUGCUAAGGAUUCCCAGGAGAUGGAGCAGAUUCUAGAAGACUUGGGCAACAGUGAUCUAGUUCAAGGUGAUUUGCUCCAAGCUAUCAAAACACUAGAAACUGGUGGUGAUGUUCUAUCAACUGGGGAUGCUCUGUCCACUGGUGAAACUGAUGCCAUUUUUCCACUUUCUGGAUUUGACUUAACAGAACCUGCUGAUUCAGAAGGUGAUGUUGUUGAAGAUAAAAUAAAGUCUGUUCAAGUGCGCUUAGAAAAGCGAUGUUUAUUCUUACAUAGGAGGUUAAGGAUACUGCAGGCUCGUGCCAUUGGAAAAAGGGUAUCUGAGGAAGCCACUCAAGUAUUUGACAAAUGUACACGGGCUGCCCGUAAGGAUGGUGGAGGUAGACCAGUUGGCUUAAAAACAUUUUUAAAGACUGUGGAAACAACUGCCACUCUACAGGCUAGUGCAGCAUCUAAAACAGUGGUGGGUCCUAAGUACUAUAACCCUGGUACUUCUAAAGGCGAUGCAUCAAGAUCAGCAAGCAUUGGCAUACCUUCUGGAACUCUGGCAGGCUUGGAGGACACAGCAGGUGCGCUGCGCUCACACCUGUCAGUGGUGAAACAUGAGCUGGACUCUGAUGCCACAGCCUCAUCUUCAGGAGCCGAGAGCAAUGAUGAGGCUGUCCCAUACAACAACACACAACAACUGCAGAUGCCAAUUGAAAAGCGUGCUCUCUGGACGUGGCAGAGAGCGCGCGCGUCCAUCGCAUCUCGUUGGUGUUGGUUGCAGGCUCAAGUGCAAGAGUUGGAGUAUAAGAUCAGGCAGCACAGUGAGCUACACCAACAGGUCCGCGAAGCAAAAGGUCCCGUAGAAUUUGAAGGUGAACCUGUUGGCUACGUGGGUUCCUUGCCGGGCUCGGAGCCGUCCAGCGAUGAUCCGGCGACGGAGACGUGCGCGCGAGUGCGGCCUCUGCGUCGGGAAACCUUCAAGAAGAGGAAGUUACUGCAAAUGCAUAAUCUACACAUCGCCACGCAAAAGGCAGCUAGACCGUCAGAUAUUAGAUGCAGCUGCCAGCAGGGCGUGGAGAGCUGCGCCGUGUGCACGGGUCGCGCGGAGCCCACGCAGCCCGCGCCGCCCUUCAGCACGCAGUCGCGGGCGCAGCGCCGCGCCGCGCGCGACCCCGCCUACCACCCCGUGCUCAGCGACCUGCGAGACGUGGCGCCCGCGCUGCACGUGGCGGCGCUGGCGGCGCGCGCCCCGCCGGGCCCGCAGCCGGCGCGCGCGCCCCCGCUGCCGCGCGUCGCGCCCCAAGCCCCGCGCCCGCACCACUCCACCAAGCCCGCCAAGCGACAUCCACCUACACGGCUGAAAAGAGGUCGCCCGCCUCUAACGAGAAAAAUAAGAGAUAGAGAAAGAGACGAAGAGACUUCUACUUCUGGGCAUGAACGGUCGCGCGGCCGCUCGAGCACGGAGUCUCGCUCGUGGCGGCGGCAGUCCUACGACAUUGACAACAUCGUGAUCCCGCAGAGCGUGGCCGCCAACACACGCCCGCAGAUACUCACCUACAAAGAGAUCAUCACACCAAAGUGGCGAGUUCUUGAAGUCCCAGAAACGUCACUCAAUAAUGGUGUAAUGAAAGCAAAUCGUGUUUCUAUCGAGAGUGAGGACGAGGACGUAUCGGAGGCGGCGGUGCGGUCCCGCCACGCGCGCGCCGAGGCCCGCGAGAGGGACAAGUUCGUGCGCAAGCAGCGCGCGCGCAGGCCCUGCCCCGCGCCCGGCCCCGGCCCCGCGCCCGGCCCCGGCCUCGGCCCCGGCCCCGGCCCCGGCCCCGCGCCAGACCCGUCGCCGGAACUGCAGCGGGACCCAGAGCCACGGCCAGAGCCCGAGCCGCAGCCCGAGCCGUCUGAACACGAGCCGCCGCUAUACGAGACAGUGAGACCGUACACGCCGCGGCAGUUCCCGCUGGCGGAGGCCACGUACGCGGCCAUGCUGGCGGCGCGCGCGAGCCCGGCGGCGCGGCGCGAGUCGGCCGCGUCCCCCGCCAGCUCCCACAGCGACGCGCUGAGCGAGCUGCCCAGCUCGCUGUCGCCCGCCUCGCCCGCGCCCUUCGACAACGACGACCCCGACGACAAGGAGUGGGACCCCACCGCCGAGCGCAGCGAGCGCCGCAAGACCUCCUUCAGGUGAGCGCGCCCGCCUCCCCCCGCGCCGAGCGGCUGCUGUAUCUGUGUCACGGCUGCUCUGACGGAUAUCCGAGCAAAGCUUUAACGGGCUCGUCGCCUACGUAAUAAAUAAAUGUAGUUUUAAUUAUCUGUCUCAUUUGGUAUAGGCUAUUAUGUGUUUGUCUUCGAUUUAUUUUAAGUUGAGCGCGAAAUUUUUGUGUUCAUACUUUUAUAGCCUGUGAGAAAGCAUUUCAAAUAUUUAUACAUCAACAAUAAUAGCGACAAUCUCCCCUUAACGCAAUAUUGAGUCGUGAGUUACAAAACACUGGAAUUAAUUGAACUUGAUAUCAGAUUGAAUAGUGUCCAUAUAUGGUAGUGACCAAGUAUAAUGCUCAUACACAGUGUAAUGACUUAUCUAAGUGUGUAUGUAUAAAAAAUAAGUGAUUAAAAUUUUAGUUUUUGAUUAAUGUAAGGUCUAUAUUUUAAAGAAGACAAUCAAUGUUUAAAAAGUAAUUUAAAUAUGAGACUUGAAAUUCUACUUUGUUAAACUUAAGCUGCAAUUUUUGACAUGAUCUUAAAGGUAUGAUUAGCCCACUAGAUACAAUAUUCAUGUAAAAAUGUAUAGAAAUACAAUUAAAUGUUUUGAUUUAAGAUGCAUACUACAAAUGUUACGUGCUGUAGUGAGAGCACCCAUUGUACAAUAACAAUAUGCAAACUGCACUAGCUUGCAACUGUGUUUAUCGUGAUAGGGUAAUGAAAAGAAACUAGAAAUCUGUUUAAUGUUGAGUUGUUUUCGUAACCACAAUUCUUUUCUAUUAUAUAUUUUAAUGAUAUUGUAAAAAGACGUAGUGUAUUAAUAUUUCUUGAUGAAGUUUUCUUUUACAAAAUGUCACCUUUACAUUCCCUUCAGUUCAAACAAUUUGUGGUUAAAUGUAAUUUAACGUAAAGUGUUGCAUAAAAUGGUGUAAUGAAACUUGUAAUGAGAAGGGUUGCUAUGAGUUAACAUAAUAGCUAAAUUUAGCUGUCAGCUUAGAUUACUUGUUUAUAUAUAUCCUAUGCCCAAUUGCCGCAAAGCGCUUGUAAAUAUUAACUUUAAAAAUGAUAGGGCACUGAUUAGAAACUAAUAGACUGGACUAUAAAAAUAAUUAUUUGAAUCUCUCUAAGAGCUUGAAAUUCGUGUUCCAUUAUUAAACCCUAUGUUUUGCAUCAAUAAGGCAUAUUUUUGUUUGACUUGCCAUUGGUUUUGUAGUCAGCAUAUUAUAUUUGUAAAGUAAGAGAAUCAAAUAAUACAUUCAAGUUACUCUACACUUUGCAUUAGAAAUAACGUGUUCCUUGUGGCUUCAAAUUGACUGAAUAUUGGUUUAUGUAAUUAUAUUAUAUUCAUACUUGUGUACCAACUGAAGUGGAAGCCCUACAAUUUGAUUGAUAUAGAAUGAAAAUAAUAAUAUGUUCCAUUGUAAUUUAUCUUGGUGUAUCAGUAUGCACAUAAACCUGUGUAUAAAGACUGUAUGAGUGAAUAUUUAUGUACAUGAAGGUGAAUGUAACAUUUUUUAUGAAGUCUCUUCAAUGUUCUUGAGAAGCCAAAGUCUUCUUGUAAUUAAUUAUAGGAUUUAAGUUUUUUUUAAGGUGACUCUAUUCCAAAGUGUGAAUUGAGAAAUAUAGAAUUAAACAGUA
Trichoplusia ni (cabbage looper) is the source of this 5359-nucleotide messenger RNA. It is a transcript of the gene nsl1, whose product is annotated as KAT8 regulatory NSL complex subunit 1. Bases 1377 to 3710 code for a protein of 777 amino acids. The transcript is spliced from 12 exons. Gene Ontology annotation, cellular component: NSL complex. The record is from RefSeq and is a predicted model, not a curated record. Lineage: Eukaryota; Metazoa; Arthropoda; Insecta; Lepidoptera; Noctuidae. Gene Ontology annotation, molecular function: histone acetyltransferase binding.